CUGUUUGAGAGGUUCCCUCAGCAUAGCCCCGAGGAGCCGUUGUCGACUUUUGCAUUAUUUGUAGGUGUGCGUGUGCGUGUGUGUGUGUGGUGUGUGUGCGUGUGUGUGUGUGUGUGUGUGUGUGUGUGUGUGUUGCGUGUUUCUAGCAUAAAGAGGGAUUAUUCGCCGGUGGGCUUGACGUAUUCGAAAUCAGCUUUCAUAGCUGCUGUGAGACCGGCAGUGAGCAUAUCGCACCACUAGAGGGCAGUUGUCUCAACCCAGAGCAUUCUCCACUCCACAAAUGCUCACCUGCCUUUUAGCUGGCUCCUGCCUGUUCUUAGUCUCUUAGGCUGGAAUGCUGCUUGUGUACGGUUGAUUCGUCUGUCCUGGUGGAUCUUACCCCUCCCUGUUGCAGAGACAAUAAAACCGUGGGGCAAGUCAAGUGGAGCAGAGAGAAGCACAGCAGAGAAGGAGGGAGAGGAAUUAGGAGAGUUGGCAUUUUAAGAGAGCGAUUGGAGAAGAGAAGAGUGCAAGCCCUGCUCAGUCUUGUGCCGCUGUUAGCAGUGGGAACAGUGCACACGCGUGUCCACCCUGACCUUUUUUCUUUCUUUCAAUUUAUUCUUACGCGAUUUCUAACACACGCACAUACAUGCACAUACACACACACUUUGGUCGAGGCCUUCCCAUGCAACCUGAGGCUGGCCUCCACCACACCUCGCUUCCUGAUACAUUUACGGGGCAGCAAGAAACCGGAGAAGAUGGCUGGGGAAGUCUAGUCAUAAUAGUGGAGGCAAGGAGGUGGUAGGACAGAGGGGACAGGGCAAAAAGGCGUUUUCAGGAGGUGAACUCUGAUGAGAUUGCUGGCUGUGGCCAUGAGUUGGGGAGAGUCAGGAUGGAACGAACAGUGCUUUCCAUCAGCACCACCCAGGGUUGCUUCUGAAACUCCCUGCGGUAAGUAGGAGGAUAAAAUGAGCUGCAGGUGUCUUGGUGUGUGGGACAAGGGGAGAAGAAUAAGAGGAGAGACAUGGGCAUUGAGGGUGUGGGACGAGUGGUAGAUGACACCCCAGAGCUUCAGGAGAGUUAAGAGCACAUGUAUAUUCCUGGGAGGAUAUAGGGAGGAGCUGACCCUGGGCAGCCAAAGGGACUUGAAGAAGGAAUUCCAAGCCUUGGAAGGAGUAUUCUGAGACUGCUUGCAGAGCUGGGGUCCAAGUUAAGUUUAUUCGGACUCCGUGUAGGUCAUAGGUACCUCAAGUAACACCAGUAUUGUUAAAUAUUCCAUUCUGCAAUUUGUAGCUGCGUGUUUAAAAUAUGCAAUGACUAAAAUGGUUCCCACCAUCACAGAUUUGUGUCUGUGUGCACUGGGAUGCAUCUAUGAAGAAUGGUAGACUGAAUGGACAGACUUGUAAGUAGCUGCCCUAAUAAUUAGUGGCUGGCAGUGUGUGUUGGGAAAUAAACUCCUGAGUAAAAGUAAGAGGGAGAAGGAUCUAGGAGGAAAGGGGAGGGUGAGCACCAGGAGGAGGAGCAGAUGGCCACCACUACAACCCCUAUUGCUAUCAACCUGAUGUCACUAAAGUACAGUGGGGAAGAAUUGGGUAUCAUUCAGUUUUGACGCUGGCACACACAGCUUCUGCACAUUCUAUCUGCGGCAUCUGAAAAGCAGGCUCUUGCUGCUCUGUGCAUUCCUCCCCAGCUCUAGCUCUGUCUUGGAUGCAGUACUAUGACAAUAAGCAGAGACUCAGAUAGCAGACAGAUUUUGAAUGUCACAUCUCAGAACCUCAGCUUCCUCACCCCUAAAUGGACUGUCCUUAUGUAGCUCUCAGAGUCCUCUCUGCAUAGCUGCACUGUGACAAAUCACUGGAUGUUGAAGAGUAGACUUUAAUGCUGAACUGGCUCUUGUAGCUUGUUUUGACCUCUAUGUUGCCACUGUCUAUGGGGCUGGGAUCCUUACAGUGACUUUAGAUGGGUUUGACUUUUAUCAUUUUACUUUCUUUUUUAAAUAGCAGAUUAAUUAAAAUUUUUUCAGUGUUUUGUUUGUUUGAGACAGGGGCUUACUAUGUAUCCUUGGUUGUCCUGGAACUCUAUCGACCAGGUUGGCUUCAAACUCAGAGACUGCCCUGCUUUUGCCUCUAGAGUAUUGAGAUUAAAGGCUUAGACUGUCCUAGUUAGGGUUACUAUUGCUAUGAUGAAACAGCAACAUGACCAAAAGGAAGUUGGGAUGGGAGUGACUUAAUUUCCACAUGAUAGUCCAUAACUGAAGGAAGUCAGGGCAGGAACUCAAAUAGGGCAGGAACCUGGAAGCAGGAGCUGAUGCAGAGGCCAUGGAGGAGUGCUGCUUACUGACUUGCUCCUCGUGACUUAUUCAACCUGCUUCCAUAUAGUACCCAGGACCACCAGUGCAAAGGUGGCCCCACCCACAAUGGGCUGAACCUUUUCCCUUCAAUCACAGUAAGAAAAUGCCCAACAGGCUUGUCUACAGCCAGAUCUUAUGGAGUCAUUUUCUCAGUUGAGAUUUCCUCAUCUCAAAUGACUCUUAUCGUGUGUCAAGUUGACAUAAAGUGAGCUGGCACAGGCAAAAUUUAAUUUUUUUAAAUUUAUGCAUGCGUAUGCUAAGGCCAGAAGAAUGUGUUGGAUCCUCUAGUGAUGGAGUUACAGGAAGUUGUGAUCUGCCUGACAUGGGUGCUAGGAACUAAGGACCUUUGGAAGAGCAGCAAGUGUUCUUAACUGCUAAGCCAUCUCCAGCCUCAUCAUUUCCUACUGCUUACUUUAAUAUGGAGUAGGAUUGUGCCUGCCUUUGUUCCCCACCUCCGCUCUAUCCUCACUUCCCUUUCGUGUCUCUCUUGUCCUCCUCUCUUAAGUGUGUGGUCCUGUCCUCAUGAGAACCUCUGUGGGUCAUUCCUUAGAGACUUUAAGUUACUGUGCUGUAGCCCUUGCUUUCUUUGGUCUUAAGGUCUCCAUAGCAACUGUAAGUAAUUGAUGAACCAAAUACCGUGUUUGUUAAGUGAGACUGAAUGAGUCUCUGCACAGGAGCUCAGAGUCCAUCAGGAGCAGGUCAUCUUUGAGCCAUAUCUGUCUGCUGUGUAAGGAGGGGGGCAGGAGGGAGUCCAUGGGAGCUCAGCAAAGGGGAUCUGGGCUUUAGCCAGAAAGGUGGGUGCUGAGGCUAUUGGGGGAACAUCAGUGAGUUUGAUGGGUGAUAGGGGUUGGGGAAGGAAUGAGAGGAUAGAGAUGGUGCAUUUAUCUACCUUAGCAUGGAAAGUUCAGUGGCUUUGACUUGGGAGUGGAGUAGGUGUCAUUCAGAUGAGACUGUCUUCAUUGGGGAGCAACAUGGAGACAAAGGGAACUGGCUCCACCCAUAUGUGCAGGGGAGCACCCUCCAAGAGGCUUCUGCUGCAGGAAAUGCGAUCUCAGGAGAAGCUAUGGUUUGUUCUGGUGGUUGCUCACCCUGUAUCCUCAAGCACUCUUGUACAAUAAGUCCAAGGAGCCUGAGAACCCUGAACCUAGAAGAGGAUGUCCAGGCCUCUGUGCAGUACACUUGUUUUGUAAACCGUGAAGCCCCAGGGCUGCUGCUACCUUGGGCUAUGACACAGAUGUUGAGCCUCUACACUGGAUAGUCAGGUAGCCAGUGCACAUCAUCCUGAAGGCUCAUGGUUAACCAGAGUCUCCAGUUUCUUAGAGUUUUGUUUCCAAAACUCUUUGAUAACCCUGUUAACAGGAAUUCAGUGGGAGUUGUACCAUCAGUCAUGGCCUAACCUCAGCUAAGGCUGUAGAAACUUGGUUAACUCAUAUAGCUGUAUGCCAGCACUAACUUCAGUCUAAGCUACCAUCCUGGUUCAGACUUUGGAGCUCCUUGGGACUGGACAGGAACCUGGGGGAGAGGGCAGGUGAGCAUAGAGAAGCCCUAGGGACAGGGUUGCUGGAGGCCUGGGACAAUUAUACUCUGCUGGAGUUGCUAGCUCAGUUGCCAGCCUCCUUGCCUGGAAUCCCUGAGAUUGCUUUUUGGCCAGAUUCCAACGACACUUCUGGAAUCUUAGGGUGUCACCCUAGGUACUAGAAAGCGGGUGCAUUACCUAAUAUGUACCCAGUAGAUUUGGAAGAUGUUCCUGGUAUCUGUGCAUGUAUGUCAUUGGCAAGUCAGAGGCCAUUGAAGAGCUUAGAAUAUGAAUCAGGCACUUACUGCUAACCUCUCCCCACACCCUGGACCAUAGUAGCAUCCUGCCAAGGAAUGGAGACUCAGCACAAGUUCUUCACUCUCUGGAUGCACAAGUUCUGGUGUCAGUAGAAAAUCCUUGCCUUACCACUUACCUGUAUUACCUCAGGAACUCCCAAGGCCAUGGUGUUAACCUACAGGAGUGCAUCAACCCCUCUGUUGCCCUCCAUGAUGCUGUUCCUCCCAUUUCUGAAGUGGCGGCAGAGGGUUGAAACCUGCUGUCCUUGCUGACAUAGUAGGGUGCAGCUUGGUUUGUUCAUCCUGAGUUGAUACACAGAUACUCAGGUAUGUCUCUGUUCCACAUUUUGGAGCAACACAGCACUCCCUAAAUUAGGAGCAGAGCACACACUUCAUUGAAUCCAUGCACAGCAGGUCUCUGAGAGGUUGGCCUAGAGGCUUGUGAAAACUUUCCCUCUAAAUUUGAUGGAUACCUGUGCAUUUUCUAUUUUUUUUAAACACUGUCAGCCAUUUGAUUUUUUUUUUUGAAUGCCAUAUUUUGAAGUGAGAGAAAAACACUUGCUCAUUUUAAGUGCUUUUCUGAAAAAAAAAUAAUUCACAGACGGGGAUAACUUCAUUUCAAAAAUAAAAAUACAACUUCCCAAUAUUCUACAAUAUGGCUUUGUUCUCUAAAUUAUAAAAUCAAGGCAGCUUGAGAGCAGUGCAGAGCCGGAUGGCAGCAGAAGGCUUGGAACUGAAGGCACAGACCGAGUUCAGCAACUUGCAAUUUUUCUUCACUGGGAACCUAUUUGAACUUAAAUUAUGCACAAUAAAUGUCAAAUCUUCCCCCAUUUAUCUUAGUAACUUAGGAAUCCUGUAUAUUGGGAAAAGCUCUUUGUACAUCAAAGCCCCUUAACAAUGCAAGUUGUCUCAUCUUCUCGUGGGAGGAACUGUCAGCUUGAUUGAUGUGAUCAGGGGAGUGAGGGCUGCUGUGAGGAGAGCCCCAGUGCACAGGCUUCUCUCUUCUGCCUCAGCUCUGAUUGCUUGCUCUGUGGAAAGCCCUUUUAGGGCAGCCUCUACAUAUUAGCACCUGCCAUCUAUCCCCAUGAGUCACCUUUAGAAUCAUGCCACCAUCAGGAGCAGAACCCACACCAAGCCUAAUGACUCAAUACAGCCAAGUCUCUGUCUAUCAGUAACAAGGAAGGGACAGGUAUGCAAGAAUGUAUUCUUCAAAACUUAGCCGCACGGUAGCCUCAUGUCCUGUCCUCUCCUCUGAGCUAACACAGUGGGUGUACAGGAGCUGGGUCUUGUGAACUUGACAGUAGCUCCUAAGACUUACCCUAAUAUGAAUGUUCAAGCUGGGGCAGCAUUCCCUACAACCACACUCCCAUGCAGGAAGUAGUCGAAUAUUGAAGGUGUCACCUUAGUGGCUAAGACCAGGAGCCCAACAAGGUCAGGAAUUGAAGCUUGUGCUCCACCAGAAUGAAAGACUCACCUCUCUCUCUUGUUAGUCUCAUGUGGGACAGUCUGACCUUGGACUUUGUAGUCCUGGAUGAUACUGAAUUCCUGACUCUUCUGCCUUUGUCUUCCCAAUGCUGAGCUUACAGGGCAAAAUUUCCUUUAUGAAGCAGAUUUAAGCAGUCAACUUGCCCAGGUCGGUUCUCCAUUGCCUGUCUCUUUGGACUCAUCACCACUAUGCGUCAUGCCUCAGGCUCAGAUCCUGCCUGGAAAAUGUCAGAUGAAUUUUUGUUGGCAUAUGUGCUACCUGAACAGUCCCCUGCCAGAACCUUUGCUGUGAGCAAUCCAAAAGCUGGCCAAGCUCCUCAAGGCUGGCCAGGCUCCAACCCUCGGAGUAACCUAAGUGCUCCACCUGCUGUGCUAUCUGGACUCUCCCCAAGUACAGCACCCUCCACUUUGCCUUUUGGACCAGCACCAACAGGAAUUUAUCCUUCCAUCCCUCUGACUGGACCAUCACCAGGUUCCCCACCACCCUUUCUUCCUUCUGAACUGUCAUGUCCCCAACCCAGUGGUCCUUAUCCAGCCCCUGUCGUAAGAGGCCCUGGUCCCAUAGGGCCGUAUGCUACACCAAAUAUGCACCUUCCAGAGCUACCUAGGCAAUAUGGUGCACCCACAGAUCCAGCUGCAGCUGCUACUUCAGGUACACGGGGAUCCAUGUCUUCUGGACCUUGGGCACCAGGAAUUGGGGGGCAGCAUCCUAAUGUGCCAUAUCGGUCCCCGGGGCCACAUCCCACUGUUCCUCCUCCAGUGUCAGGAGCACCACCUGUUCCAUGGGGCACUGUGCCACCAGGACCCUGGGGACCACCAGCACCAUAUCCUGACCCUGAAGGAUCAUAUUCCAUGCCAGGACCUCAUCCUACUCUGAAUAAUCCUUACCAAGUAACAUCAGGACCUUCUGGUACCCCACCAAUACCUGGUGACCCCCGUGAAGUGAAUGAAGUCCCAGGGGGGUCCCGUCCUGAUACAUCCAACCAGGAGAGCACCCCAGAGACCACUGGACAAAUGAAGCAACUGAAGGUAGAUGACAAACCCAUCAAGAGGAGACGGUCCAAAAAGAAGAGUAAGCCGGUAACUUGGGGAGACAUCAAGACAUUAACUCAUGAAGCUGAGACCUUGGGGAAACAGCAAGGACACAAUACUGCUGACCCCAAAAUGAUGCUGUUAUGUUUAAUGACUAUACUACAUGUUAAUUCUCAGCGUGGGAAUGCAGAAUCCAAAUGAAUUGUCAGCAGUAAUAAAUGGCACACUGUAAUAAACAGUAUGAUGUUGUUUUGUCAAAAAAAAAAAAAAGGAAAAAACAAAAAUAAAAAACCCCAUCACCAUCAGUCAA
This is a messenger RNA of Cricetulus griseus (Chinese hamster), 6968 nucleotides long. The record is from RefSeq and is a predicted model, not a curated record. Lineage: Eukaryota; Metazoa; Chordata; Mammalia; Rodentia; Cricetidae.